GUUUUUAAGGUGUGGGAAGUUGGUAUAUUGCUAUUCAACUUGCUCCUCUGCAGCAGAGGGGAAUCCCGUGUGAAACAGAUUUUGUGGAACUUUUGACGUAGUCCCUUGUUCAGAAUGCCUACCCCGCCUCUGUUGCAAGUCAGCUCGUGCAGGCUCUGGAGUCAGGGGACUGAGGGGAGGUGAGGCUGGGUGCGAGAGGGAGAGUGCCGAAUGUGGGUCGCCAGAAAGUGCCGCUGGGCUGCAGACACUCCGAGUCGCAUGGGGUGGCGGAGGGAAUGACUUGAGCAUUGGAGGUUCAGUGCGGGCGCUCAUCACCUGUAAUAUCGGACGUGUGCAUUGCAUCUCUGCCGAGUGAAAGCCACUCUGCCGAAUCUGAGAGUCGGAGAGUAAAAGAGAUGGAAUUUGAGUUCUCAUCCCCGCGGUGUGCACAGCAAGCGGGACGCUGGUGACGGCUGACCGGCAGAGGUUUCACCUCACAACAGCAGGAAGCAUUCAGCCACUGAAGAUGGUGAUUCUGCGUGUGUCAUGGCAAACGGGACUGGCACGAUCAUGUUGAAAUGCGUAGUUGUCGGUGACGGCGCCGUUGGGAAAACUUGUCUGUUGAUGAGCUAUGCCAACGACGCUUUUCCAGAAGAGUACGUGCCCACCGUUUUUGAUCAUUACGCAGUCAGUGUUAACGUUGAGGGAAAGCAGUAUCUCCUGGGAUUGUAUGAUACAGCUGGUCAGUGGAUGGCAUCAAUCAAGUGGCCCUCUUCCUGCUUCGCUGCUCCGCAGGAGGACUAUGACAGGCUGCGGCCGCUCUCCUACCCCAUGACCGACGUCUUCCUCAUCUGCUUCUCUGUGGUCAACCCUGCCAGCUUUCAGAACGUGCGGGAGGAGUGGGUACCGGAGUUGCAGGAGUACGCCCCUAAUGUGCCCUACCUGCUCAUCGGAACCCAGGUUGACCUGCGUGACGACCCAAAGACCAUCGCUAAGUUGAAUGAUGUGAAGGAGAAGCCCAUUGCAACAGAGCAGGGCCAGAAACUGGCCAAGGAGAUUGGGGCCUGCUGCUACGUGGAGUGCUCAGCUCUCACACAGAAAGGGCUCAAGACGGUGUUCGACGAGGCCAUCAUUGCCAUCCUGGCCCCCAAGAAGGGCGCCCUUAAGAGACGGCUGGGGCCACGCUGCAUCAACUGCUGCCUUAUCACAUGAGAGGAGCGCCCGGUCGCCAGGGAGACGGGUUAAACCCUGCAGGCGUAACAAACUGACCAACAUGACUGUGGGCUAAAUAAUCUAAAGAGAACCAAACAAGACUUUAAUAAAUAAAAACAAAAGAACAACGGCAUGAUAUUGCAACCAGAAGAUUACAUGGGGGGAAAAAAAACAAAAACAGGAGACAAGGUGGUGAUGUUUGUGAGAUGAGGGAGCGGGUUACGAGUGGAAACAGCAGGUGCAGUGGACACAAUAAUAAACACAUUCAACAGCAACAAGAGCUGGGUGGAGCAGCAGAACAAUGGCAAAGACACAGACUUACAAGCACAGGCUGAAGCCAGAGAGCAGGAGAGAAGACAACGACAACAACAGGCACACAGAGGAGAAUGGACGGACGGGCGGACGGGAGCUUAUAGAGGCAGACGCAACACACAAUGCACCCGUCCGUGGCUUCUGCAGGGAGACGCAACAACCUCAACAACAACAACAGCAGCACAACCAAACACGCCAGGCAUUUACAGAAGUGAUUCUUUAUUCGCUUCAAGAAAAAGGAAACGGUGCAUCUUUGUGCACUGGAUUGCAAAAUUCCCUUGCUAUCUUUCAAUCUCUGUCGCUCUCUCUCUCUCUCUCACUCGCUGUGUAAAAUGUCUCAGUGAAGUCUGUACAACUCAGUACCAAAUAAGGGACAACAAAAAAAAAACACAAGGAAAAGAAUACAUACUGCCAUCAAAUGACAAAAAAAAAAAAGUACAAAAAGAACAACGGUAUUGUUUUUAAAUUAAGACAGAAAUAAGACUUUUUAUCUUUUGUGUAUAUGACCUCAGUGACUACCGGAGGGGAAUGUCGGGAGUGUCUGGGGAUUGGUGGCGAGGUGUUCCCCUAAAUGUCCCUGGUCCUGACUGAUGCAUCUGAAUAUCUGAGGAUCACAGGGGGCUACCUGUAUGUUCCAGUCAGCUUCUUUUUGCGCGCGUGCGUGUGUGUGUGUGUGUGUGUGUAUAUUCACGCAUCUCAUUGUGCCUCCAAGCGUUAUUUGCUCUUGUAGAUCAGCUGCUUGCGGUGCCAGUGGAUCCAGACGGGAGCGACCAGCAGCCCCGUCAGGAAGCCCACAGUGGCCCCCAGGGUGCAGGAGACGGGCCACACCUGCAGAGACAGGACAAGAACUCAGCACCACCCUAUCCCAUGCCAUCAUCCCCAACUGGCAGACACACAUGCGUGCGCAGUACACAUGCGUGCGCAGGAGAAUCACUGUGCCCUCUCUGUCCUUUUUUUUUUAAACAACCAACCAUGUUUUUCAUAAGACAGACAGAAUUGAUUUUUUUUUUUUUUUUUCAUGCCAUCUUGGAUGCCUUGCUCUUUCCGCUGUGUGUGGGCCGAAAUGUUUUGUCUGUUUUUUUUUUUGUCCAGGUUUUGAUCCUCAGCAUGGCUCAGCCUGUCAGGGUCAUUGUCAUGUCAGAUAUGAACUGAGCAGGAAGCCGCUCUGACUUCCUGCUUCUACAGCUUGUUGCAGCGUCCAUGCAAAUGUGUGAAGUGGCUAAAAGUGAUUGUUGCAGCACAGUUUAAACGACAACAUUUCAGUUUUAGCCUGUGGCUAAUGUACAUGAGGCAAGCAAGUUUCAAGGUUAAAAUGGUUUAAAUGACUUGUUUUUCUGAGUGUUCCAGUGUUUGAGUGUUGGAAUAAAAUGGCACAAGAUAAAGGGAGAAUCAACAAGCCAAGCUUUAUAGCGUAAACAGACCUGUACAGAGAUUGUGUAUGCUGCAUUAAAAAGUGAGAUUUCAUAAA
Molecule: messenger RNA, 2971 nt
Organism: Clupea harengus (Atlantic herring)
Lineage: Eukaryota; Metazoa; Chordata; Actinopteri; Clupeiformes; Clupeidae
Gene: rhoq
Product: ras homolog family member Q
Exons: 5
Coding region: 526-1191 (221 amino acids)
Biological process (GO): small GTPase-mediated signal transduction
Molecular function (GO): GTP binding; GTPase activity
Source: RefSeq, a predicted model, not a curated record